Molecule: messenger RNA, 1798 nt
Organism: Papilio polytes (common Mormon)
Lineage: Eukaryota; Metazoa; Arthropoda; Insecta; Lepidoptera; Papilionidae
Gene: PIG-S
Product: GPI transamidase component PIG-S
Exons: 11
Coding region: 132-1748 (538 amino acids)
Biological process (GO): attachment of GPI anchor to protein
Cellular component (GO): GPI-anchor transamidase complex
Source: RefSeq, a predicted model, not a curated record
CAUGUCAAAUUCAUUUUAAUAUUGAAAACAAUAAUAAAUAAAUAAAAAAAAAACUAUUGUUAUUACUAACAUUGUGUAUAGAGUUUCCAAUUAAAGUGUAUUUUACAAACUAAGUACAUCUGUGUUGAAAAAUGACUAACAAAGACUCUAAACCGGAGCCGGAGGAGACCAAUCGUAUGUUGGCGAGUGCGUCUUUUGUUGGUCUGCUCAUCGUGAUCGGUCUACCGCUCUGGUGGAAGACGACAGAAGUCUACAGAGUAUCGCUACCAUACGACAAGAUAAGCGAAUUCGACACGCAGGCGCAUUACAUCACCACUGAACUGACAGUCCUCGCUAAUGAUGAGAAGACCGCAGCUGAAGUCACCGAGCUCAUCGAGAAGGCUUUCAAAGACUAUGAUGUUUUAAACCUCAAGAUAACGAAGGUAGUACUCCCGGAAGGUUUGCGCAGGAGUCUGGACUCGGUCGCAGAUGAACAUGAAGCGGUGGAGGAAGUGGGGGGUGCUUACGACCUCCCACAGCACAAUAAACUGUAUGUCGUCCAGCGAUCACCACUAUUCCAGGAUGUAUGGCUUGGUACUGAGAGGGUUGUAUUCUUUAGGGAUGCUAAAGCGGCCAAUACCCUCGCAAAAGUCUUAAAGCAAUGGAUCUACGAGCCGUCAGUGCUGAGAGGCGCGAGGUCCGAGACGGCGGACUCGACGCGGCGCGUGCGCUUCCCUCCCGGACAGGGGUACCAUGUGGUGCUGUCCGUGGUGCACCCUCGGCCACAGGACCUGAAGGUGGAAUUAAACGCGAGGGAGGCGGUUGAAGAUUACAUCGGCUCGUUCGUGGAUGAGUUGUCAGAGCUGCAUAACUUCACCCUCAAGUCGCAGUGGCUCUAUCUCCUCAACUUUGACUUCCAGGCGACAGAGGUGAAGGAGGAGGGCGAGUGGGGGCGGCAGCUGGCGGUGCGCGAGGAGCGCCUGCACCUGCUGCUGACGGCACUGGAGGGGCGCGCCGCCACGCACGUCUCCGACCUGCCCACCCUCAACCUGGCGCUGUACGUGCUGCCCUGCGCACAGGCGCCCCUCGUCAUCUACGACUCCGACAAUAAAAAAGUAUCGAGUCCAGUGCAAGCGUUCAUGUCCCCGAAGUGGGGGGGCGUGGUGUUCGGCAACCCCUCCCCCGCGGCGUGCGCCACCGCCCCCGCCGACGCCAGCGCCCCCGCCCCCUCCUGGGCGCCGCCGCUCCCCCUCGUCAUGGGCACCUUCAUAGCGCAGCUGCGGGAGCUGCUCGGCAUCACGGACAAGGCAAGUAUCUCCGGCGCGCACCUGGAGGCGCUGCGGGCGGUGUCGCCGCGCCGCUGGGAGCUGGACGCGCUGCUGCGUCUGCGCACGCUGGAGCAGCUCGCCGCCGCGCACCACCACCUGCGCUCGCUGGCGCAGCUGCUCGGUGAGAUAUCGAACAUAGUGAUAAACGACGAGGUGGGCGCGGGCAUCAACUCGGCGGUGACGUCAUCGGGCGCGGGGCGCGCGGCUGCGGAGCGCGGCGCCCUCCUGCGCGCCUACAGAGACUCUCUUGACGCCUACCUCGCCGCCGAGACCGCCUUCAUGGAGCCCAGUCUGCUCGCGCUGCUCUACUUCCCUGAUGAUCAGAAAUAUGCAAUCUACAUUCCACUGUUCCUGCCCAUCAUGUUCCCAGUCGUACUCUCUCUGAAGAACUUAUUGCUCUGGCUUAAAAAGAAACCUCAAACUAAAGAGAAGACUGAUUAAAAUGCUUAUUUUAACCUAUAGAAGUUAUUUAAUAAAGUUUAAUAUGAUAA